This is a messenger RNA of Brachypodium distachyon (stiff brome), 2054 nucleotides long. Its product is annotated as transcription factor BIM2. Lineage: Eukaryota; Viridiplantae; Streptophyta; Magnoliopsida; Poales; Poaceae. The transcript is spliced from 11 exons. Gene Ontology annotation, biological process: DNA-templated transcription. The coding region runs from base 231 to 1700 and encodes 489 amino acids. Gene Ontology annotation, molecular function: DNA-binding transcription factor activity; protein dimerization activity. The record is from RefSeq and is a predicted model, not a curated record.
CUUCCCGUAGGAAUAGGGAGGUAGUCUCGGUCGCCUUGGAGGAACUCGCAGAGAUCUCUCUCUCUCUUCUUGCCCGCCUCUCACAACUCCAAGCCACACAGCCCGCUUCUCGAUUCUCCGAACCCCAAGCUCUCUUGCGCGCUCUGCCGCAGCUGCUCGGCGAAUUGUGCUAGCUAGCGUCCGUCCUCUCGUUCGAUCGCGCGCCGGCCAGCCGUGUGUAAUGCGUGGUCAUGGGGCUCCAAGGGAAUAAGGCGACCCACGACUUCCUCUCGCUCUACACCGCGGCGGGCAAGGACUCGCCGCUGCCGCUGCCGCAGCUCCCGGGCUCCAAUUCCAAGCCGCCGCCUUCUCCUCCUGCUCAAGGUUUCUUCCUCCGGACGCACGACUUCCUGCAGCCACUGGAGAAGCCAUCUUCCCAGUCUCCGCCUCCGCCGUCCCACCCCGCCAACAACAAGGAGCUGUCCGGCGGCGUCGGCACGUUCACCAUCAGCCACGCCGCCCCCGUCGUCAAGCAGGAGCCGCCCUUCGCCCUCUGGGGCGCCGCCGCCGCCGCCGACCCUCGAGGUCACCAGUGGACGCUCCCCUUCGGCGCGGCGCGCAGCGUCGCCGUUGCCUCCUCCAGGCCGCAGCCGCAGUCGGAGCGGAAGGGUGCAGGCUGCGGCGGCUUCAUGGACGCCGGCUCCGGAUCCAGCGCCGGCGCGGGCUUCGACGACGAAGAUGGCCUCGCCGCGCGCCGCGAGGUCUCCUCCUCUCUCAAAGAACUCACGGUGAGAGUGGAGGCCAAGGGCGGGAGCUGCAGCGGCAGCGCGGGCACGGACCAGCUGCCCAACACGCCACGCUCCAAGCACUCCGCCACCGAGCAGCGCCGGCGCAGCAAGAUCAAUGACAGAUUUCAGUUGCUUAGAGAGAUUUUGCCACAUAAUGAUCAAAAGAGGGACAAAGCAUCAUUUCUCUUAGAGGUUAUUGAAUACAUAAGGUUUCUACAAGAGAAGGUACAAAAGUACGAGGUUUCAUAUCCCGAAGGCAACCAAGAAAAUGGGAAGAUUGUGCCAUGGGCAAACAUGUACUUCCGUUCUUUUUGGAAAAAUUAUCAGAACAAGGACCAAAUACCUGGAGAUGUUUCGCCUGACCCUUCACAAAUUAUAAAGAACGGGUCCUCCCCUGACUUCCCUUUUAUAGUGAAACCCGAUGAUAAUGACAAUGGGGUUGCAUCAGUGGGUCCUUUAGGUGCUCUGGAUCAGGCAGAAACUGAUCCAUUGGGUCGUAUGUCACACAAAUCAACUGAAACUUCCAGUCCCGAUAAUCUUCCAGAUAUUGUUGCAACUCUGCCUCAAGCUCAUCCGACAAGAUCAUCACCUGCAGAUGGGAGUGCAAUGAUAAAAGAACUUCUACAUAACCCUGAAUUGGCAAUCGACGAGGGAACAAUCAGCUUAUCAAGCCAAUAUUCCCAAGAGUUGCUUAGUACAUUGAAUCAUGCCUUGCAAAGCUCAGGUAUAGAUUUGUCCCAAGCUAGCAUCUCAGUGCAGAUCAAUCUUGGCAAGCGGGCUACAAAGACAUCUGAUGCUGCUGCAAACGCAGCUUCUACGGAACUCGUCGACCUAGCGGCUAAUAGUCAGACAGUGGACCAUCAGCUGAGGUUCGGUGGUGGCGCCCAAGAACAUCGACGAGCAACCAAGCGGCGCAAAUCAGAUAACAGCUGAUGGAUGUCACUACCCUUGGAAAGCCGAGACGAUUCGACCAAUUUUUUGCUGCCACGGAGCGCUCGAAGUUGUACCCUACAUCAUGUUCCCCGUGGCAUCUAGACAAACAAGAACCUGGAUGUAUUCUUCCAUCUAAUCCUGUCUCUUCUUCGACAUUCUAGUCCCUAGGAAUGGAAGGAAAGCUUCCAUCGCAGAUUGCGAAGCUGCUUGCUGUCCAUACGCUUCCAUUCAUAUAUGAGAAGUUUGUCCCCCCUCUCUGACAGAGCUCCCUUGUAACAUAUAAUUCGAAUGAACAAUUUCCGUCUUGUCUCGUCGUCGUCAAUGAACAUUGCUGCAAUACUAUGUGUUUGUGCA